GCUUUUGACAACAGGUUCUGCACUCUGGCACAAGUAGCCGUCAACAGCAGACCUCUUCUUCACUCACUGGGAGUAAGGAAAGCAGCAGAGCAACAGCCAACAUGCCGGUGGAUCUGAACGGAUAUUGGAAGAUGAUUUCCAAUGAUAACUUCGAGGAGUACCUGAAGGCUCUCGAUGUAAAUGUUGCCAUCAGGAAAAUCGCCACCUUGUUGAAGCCUGACAAGGACAUCAGCCACGAUGGCGACCACAUAAUCAUUAAGACCCUCAGCACCUUCAAAAACUACAACAUGGACUUCUAUGUGGGCAAAGAGUUUGAGGAGGAUCUGUCUGGAGUGGAUGACAGGAAAUGCCAGACCACCAUCACCUGGGAGGGAGACAAGCUGGUGUGUGUGCAGAAGGGGGAGAUCGAAGGGAGAGGCUGGACCCACUGGGUAAACGGAGAUGAGCUUCAUCUGGAGCUGAGAGCUGCAGGAGUUGUUUGCCAGCAAGUCUUCAAGAAGACUUAAGCUGGCUUUUUAUUGAAUGAGGCGAUGCCCCCUGCUGACGCCGCUUCGCAGAGACACACAUCCCACGCCGCCGGCACACCGUCCAACCUCGCUUUGGUCCGUUCAUUCAUCUCUCCAUUUGUCUGUCUACCCAAUGUGUGUAUUGUUGUGAAUGUCGUUUCUAUUCCAUCAAGAGCCUCGUCUGCCACAUCCACGUCAAAUAGACAGGGCAGUGUGUAUAUCAUGUCAACAUAUGAAAUAUGUGUAUAUAUAUAUCUGUCUCACGGUGGGAGCUCUUUUGAUUAAGUUUAGAUGUGCUGGGCGCCUGCGUAACGCUACUGUAGGUGCAGCUGAUCUGACGGGUGAACCACAUCGAUGAAAUGAUUGGUGGGAAGGUACAGGUUGGCAGUGAAGACAACAGAGCAGUGGGUUCAUCGUAUUUUAGUUGCCUGAAUGUGAACGCUGUGGAUAGAAAAAUACUUAAUAAUUUGAGUGUGUUUGAGGCAUUUAAAUUACUGCUACUGAUGCUUUGUCUCCACACUGGAUAUCAGAUAUGAUGUGUGUGUUCAUUACUUUCAGCUCCUUUGGGAACGUGUCAUUGAUAGUAGAAAUCAAUCAAUAAAGUAAAUAAUGCUCAAUAA
Molecule: messenger RNA, 1126 nt
Organism: Gasterosteus aculeatus aculeatus (three-spined stickleback)
Lineage: Eukaryota; Metazoa; Chordata; Actinopteri; Perciformes; Gasterosteidae
Product: retinol-binding protein 1
Molecular function (GO): lipid binding
Source: RefSeq, a predicted model, not a curated record